This is a messenger RNA of Salvelinus fontinalis (brook trout), 3932 nucleotides long. RefSeq names its product RAC-gamma serine/threonine-protein kinase-like. The coding region runs from base 644 to 2086 and encodes 480 amino acids. Gene Ontology annotation, biological process: protein phosphorylation. The transcript has 14 exons. The record is from RefSeq and is a predicted model, not a curated record. Lineage: Eukaryota; Metazoa; Chordata; Actinopteri; Salmoniformes; Salmonidae. Gene Ontology annotation, molecular function: ATP binding; protein serine/threonine kinase activity.
GGGGACCAACAAAAGCGAAUGGAUGCCGUGAGGAGAGGGAAGUCGUCCGAAAUCUGGCUACAUGUGACGUCACGAGAUUUCCUUAGACCAAGCGGCAGCUGCUGAAGCUAGUCACAGAGCCGGGAGGACUGUCGCAGCAAUUUCUGUCUACAAAGUAUUAUUUUCGGACAUUGUAAUUGGCCGUAGCAUCAGCAACAAUGGAUACAUCCCGGGUUUUCUUCUAUUUUUAUCACUGACUGACUGUUCUUUCCAAAUAUUUUGCUGCGUUGGAAGCACGCAAGCGCUCGAAGGGGGUGUCCCUAGCUAUCAUUAUUCGACUGCCAGGCUGAGUCACCGCUGGAGUGCCUUAAGAGAGAGAGCGAAGGAAGACGUGGAGAGAAAGGCAGUGUGAGAGAGAGACGGUUAGGGGAGUAAAGACAGAGAGUGAGAGGAAAACAAGUGGAGAGGAGGUAGCAGAAAGAAGAGAGAGAGCCAAGGGAGUUGGGGAAAAAGAUGGAGUAAGGGAGAGAGAGAGACAACACACAGAGACAGAGUGAGGAGAGUGGGUGUGUGUCUGUGAGAAAGAGACAGCAAGGUCAGGACUGCUGAACUCCCCCACCCCCUUGGGUCUGAGCGCUGGGCUCACGGUCAAGGCGACGCCACUAUGAGCGACCAAAACGUUGUCAAGGAAGGCUGGGUUCAGAAGAGAGGUGAGUACAUAAAGAACUGGAGGCCGCGUUACUUCCUGCUGAAGACCGACGGAUCCUUCAUCGGCUACAAAGACAAACCCCAGGACGCAGACCUGGCCUAUCCCCUCAAUAACUUCUCUGUAGCAAAAUGUCAGCUGAUGAAGACGGAGCGGCCGAAGCCCAACACAUUCAUCAUCCGCUGUUUGCAGUGGACCACGGUUAUUGAGAGGACAUUCCACGUGGACACGCCCGAUGAGAGGGAUGAGUGGGCCGAGGCCAUCCAGAUGGUGGCCGACUCCCUGGCCAAGCAGGAGGAGGAGGGGAUCCUGUGCAGCCCCACGUCGCAGAUCGAGAACGAGGUCAACGAGGAGGAGAUGGACACCUCCACCAGCCAACACAAACGGAAGACAAUGAAUGACUUUGACUAUUUGAAACUACUGGGCAAAGGCACUUUUGGGAAAGUCAUUCUGGUGAAGGAGAAGGCGAGCGGAAUUUAUUACGCCAUGAAGAUCCUGAAGAAAGAAGUCAUCAUCGCCAAGGACGAAGUUGCUCACACCCUCACAGAAAGCAGAGUGUUGAAAAACACCCGGCAUCCAUUCCUAACCUCUCUGAAGUACUCCUUUCAGACCAAGGACCGGUUGUGCUUUGUCAUGGAGUAUGUGAAUGGAGGAGAGUUGUUUUUCCAUUUGUCAAGAGAGCGAGUGUUUUCCGAGGACCGCACGCGAUUCUACGGAGCUGAGAUCGUCUCCGCUUUAGACUACCUUCACUCUGCCAAGAUAGUGUACCGCGAUCUGAAGCUGGAGAACUUGAUGCUGGAUAAAGACGGGCAUGUCAAGAUCACGGACUUCGGCCUUUGCAAAGAGGGCAUCACCGACACAGCCACCAUGAAGACCUUCUGCGGCACGCCAGAGUACCUGGCUCCAGAGGUGCUGGAGGACAAUGACUACGGCCGGGCGGUUGACUGGUGGGGUCUGGGCGUGGUCAUGUAUGAGAUGAUGUGCGGCCGGCUGCCCUUCUACAACCAGGACCACGAGAAGCUGUUUGAGCUGAUCCUCAUGGAGGAGAUCAAGUUUCCACGCACGCUCUCCUCCGACUCCAAGUCCCUGCUCUCCGGCCUGCUCAUCAAGGACCCCAACAAACGACUCGGUGGCGGUCCAGACGAUGCGAAGGAGAUAAUGCGCCACAGUUUCUUUGUGGCUGUAGACUGGCAAGACGUCUACGACAAAAAGUUGGUCCCCCCCUUCAUGCCACAGGUCUCGUCAGAGACAGACACCCGGUAUUUCGAUGAGGAGUUCACGGCACAGACGAUCACCAUCACUCCCCCGGAAAAAUACGAUGAAGACGGGAUGGGUGAGGGUGACAGCGAACGGAGGCCUCAUUUCCCACAAUUCUCGUAUUCGGCCAGCGGACGAGAGUGAAGGUCACUGCCAGCCAGCCAGUAUUGCCCCCCUCCCCCGUCGUGCGGCCGUUUCGAGGAAAACACGUAGCCAUUUUAGGAAAAGUCUCCCCUCUUUUCUCCUUCUCUGUAUUCGAGUGCAGACUGGGAGAAGUUGUCUUUUUAGGGACUAUAAAAGGGGUUUUGCACAGUGGGAUAGACUCAAGCUGGUCUCUCCACACAAAAAAAAAGUAUCUUACAUUUUCAACGCUAUAUACUGCAGAAGGCAAUGUUUUUGUUAUUUAUUUUUAUCCGUCAAUAUUAGGUUGUCGACCUGUUACGUUCUUUGUCUUUUUUUUAAAUUUUAGUUUCAACUUUUUUGCACUUGGUUUGGAAGAGCCGUUCUAGGGAACAAAACCAAAAAUGUUGCCUUAUGUGUGCAGAUGUUUCGUAUCAUACAGACAGGGUUUAGGUCGGGGGGCUCGUGGUUCAUUCAAUUAUUUUUCUCAUAUACAAUGCCAUGGCGGUGCACAUUCUCCAAUCCCAUGGCAACGAGAGUCACUAUCUGCUAAAAACCACAAAAAAGACAGAACUGACAGUUUCUUUCAUUCCAAUUUCAUUGUCACAGUGUUAUUUCUUUUCAUCCUUUUUGACCUUUCAUUUUCAGCCAGAGAUUUCUACUUGGUUAUUGUUUGACAGAAACACUAAACUGCCAGAUACUGCACGGUUCACUCAGGCAACACAGAGCACAACCGCAUUCAACUCAGCUACCAGUUUAGCUUUACACACCCAUCAGGGAAAAGCUACUAUAAAUAUACAAGCCUUUUUUGCGUCUUUUUCCACAGUCAUUUGAUUAAUAACUUAUUUUCAUAGCUAUAGAAAAAAAGUGGUAUAGAUGUUUACACAAGGAAUGUGGCUUAUACAGGUCCACCUUAUGCUGUCAUAACACACAUGCUCAGACACACACACACACACACACACACACACACACACACACACACAUACACACUCUCUAACAUCAGAGCCAGCUCUGAGCUCUGUUGAUAUGGCUUGUGACGGACUAUGAAAUCUGUAAAAAAUAAAAUAAAAUAAAAAGAAUCUCCCCAUCAAUCUUCCCAAAGCGACAAGGUGGGCGGAAGGCAUCAAUAAUCACUAACCAUGUCAGGUCACAGAUCACGUGAAACUGAGCCAUGAAUAUACUUGUGUAUGAUGAGGACUGUGAGAAUGGAGGGAGGAAAGCAGUUCCCCCACCUUUUUUGAUGUACAUAUGCAAUGCCUUUUUUUGUUCUUAGUGGCAUCUUGGCCAGACAUGAACUUGUGUGUGACUGUACUUCAAGCUUGCUGAGGAGAACCAAGACCGGAGGAAAAGGAAGACUGAGAAUGAUGUUUUGGGUUAAAACAACGUCAACUACAACGUUAAAGACUGACUGGACGCUCCCAUUUUGUAACUGAUGUCAGCGUCGCCUCGACCUGUCUUUCCAGAAGAGGUUUCCAUGGAGACGAGACCCUUUUUCGCUGUCGGUCAAAUAGAUUGACACCCACUGUAACGUUUUGUUUUACCUGUUCAAGUGGGACCAUGGUCAAUUCUGCAGUGAUAUGUGGUUACAUCAGGUUGUUACCAUUCCCUUCCUUUUUUGUACCAUAGUACUAGAUUUAUUUAUGUUUGUGUCAUUCUAGGCAGUGUUACCCAGUCUUGUUCAGAGUCAAAGGCACCUCUCUAAGCCGCUGAAGGAUGAUAUUGUUGGAUGCAUUACUAAAGUCUGUUUUUUUAUCCAAUUGUUUGCUUGUUUGUUUUCUUACCAAAACAUUAGGGCAAGAAACCAAUAGUGAACUUGCAUUGCCGUGGUAGUAUUUAUUUUGAAUUAAAUUAAAGAAUACAUUUCAGGGUU